Molecule: messenger RNA, 2454 nt
Organism: Physeter macrocephalus (sperm whale)
Lineage: Eukaryota; Metazoa; Chordata; Mammalia; Artiodactyla; Physeteridae
Gene: MAPK8IP2
Product: mitogen-activated protein kinase 8 interacting protein 2
Exons: 13
Coding region: 1-2454 (817 amino acids)
Biological process (GO): regulation of JNK cascade; JNK cascade
Cellular component (GO): cytoplasm
Molecular function (GO): JUN kinase binding; MAP kinase scaffold activity
Source: RefSeq, a predicted model, not a curated record
AUGGCGGAUCGGGCGGAGAUGUUUUCUCUCUCCACCUUUCACUCGCUGUCGCCGCCAGGCUGCAGGCCUCCACAGGACAUAAGCCUGGAAGAAUUUGACGAUGAAGAUCUGUCUGAGAUCACUGAUGACUGCGGUCUGGGCCUCAGCUACGACUCGGACCACUGCGAGAAGGACAGCCUUUCCCUGGGGCGUUCGGAGCAGCCGCACCCCAUCUGCUCCUUCCAGGAUGACUUCCAGGAGUUUGAGAUGAUCGAUGACAAUGAAGAAGAGGAGGAGGAGGAGGAAGAGGAGGAGGAGGAGGAGGAGGAGGCGGAGGGGGAGGGCAAGGAGGGAGGAGGCCCUGGCUCGGAGGCCCGGGCUCGGGAGCCCCUGGUCCCCUCCCCCUCCCUGGAGGAGCCCCACCAGCACCGGCCCACCACGCUCCACCUGACAACGCUGGGAGCCCAGGACUCCCUGAACAACAAUGGAGGGUUCGCUCCAGGGCCUCCAGUCUCCAGGCAGGAAACAGUGCUGUGCCCACCCGCCCAGGAGCCCCUCAGAGGGCCGCCCGCGCCCCUCCCACCCACGGACAGAAGCCCCUGCGGCGCGCAGUCACCUGUGCCCCCAGGUUGCGACUCCGAAGGAAACCAGCCCGCGGGGCCGCUGGCGCCAGGUGCGGCCUCGCCCUCCUCGGACCCGGGCAUCGAGGCCGACCUGGGCAGCGGCUCGAGCGGAGGCCGCGGCGGUCGGCGCAGCAGCCAGGAGCUGUCGUCGCCGGGCUCCGACUCCGAGGACGCAGGCGGCGCGCGCCUGGGGCGCAUGAUUUCGUCCAUUUCGGAGACGGAGCUGGAGCGGGGCAGCGACGACGGCGGCAGCAGCAGCGGCCGUUCCUCGCACCUCACCAACUCCAUCGAGGAGGCCUCGUCGCCGGCCUCGGAGCCCGAGCCCGAGCCCGAGCCGCCGCGCGAGCCCCCGCGCCGCCCCGCCUUCCUGCCCGUGGGCCCCGACGACACCAACAGCGAGUACGAGUCAGGCUCCGAGUCUGAGCCGGACGUCAGCGAGGACGCCGACUCGCCCUGGCUGCUCAGCAACCUCGUCAGCCGCAUGAUCUCCGAGGGCUCCUCGCCCAUCCGCUGCCCGGGCCAGUGCCUGUCUCCCGCGCCGCCUCCCGCCGCGGAGCGCGUGUCGCCCGCCGGCGCGGCCCCCGAGGCGGCGGCGGCGCCGGGCGUGGAGCUGGUGGACAUGGAGACGCUGUGCGGGCCGCCGCCCCCCGAGCCCUCCGCCCCUCGGCCCGGCCCCGCGCAGCCCGGGCCCUGCCUCUUCCUCAGCAACCCCACGCGCGACACCAUCACGCCCCUGUGGGCCGCUCCGGGCCGCCCUGCCCGCCCGGGCCGCGCCUGCUCUGCCGCCUGCUCGGAGGAGGACGACGAGGAGGAGGAGGAGGAGGACGAAGCCGAGCCCAAGGCGGGGCCCCCCGGGGGCCGGGGCGCGGGCCCCGCGGCGCUGGACGCCUCGCUGGUGUACGACGCCGUCAAGUACACGCUGGUGGUGGACGAGCACACGCGGCUGGAGCUGGUGAGCCUGCAGCGCUGCGUGGGCCUGGGCGACGACAGCGAGGACAGCGGCGGCGAGGCCAGCGAGGAGGAGGCGGGAGCCGCGCUGCUGGGCCGCGAGCAGGGCCCCGGGGAUGCCUCCCCGGACAGCCCUGACCUCACCUUCUCCAGGAAGUUCCUCAACGUCUUCGUCAACAGCACCUCCCGAUCUUCCAGCACCGAGUCCUUCGGCCUCUUUUCCUGCCUGGUCAACGGGGAGGAGAGAGAGCAAACGCAUCGGGCUGUGUUCAGGUUCAUCCCCCGCCACCCCGACGAGCUUGAGCUGGACGUGGACGACCCGGUCCUGGUGGAGGCCGAGGAGGACGACUUCUGGUUCCGUGGCUUCAACAUGCGCACGGGGGAGCGUGGCGUCUUCCCUGCCUUCUACGCCCACGCGGUGCCUGGCCCGGCCAAGGACCUGCUGGGGAGCAAGCGGGGUCCCUGCUGGGUGGAGCGCUUUGACGUGCAGUUCCUGGGCUCCGUGGAGGUGCCCUGUCACCAGGGCAAUGGUAUCCUGUGCGCAGCCAUGCAGAAGAUCGCCACUGCCCGGAAACUGACCGUCCACCUGCGUCCUCCCGCCUCCUGUGACCUUGAGAUUUCUCUUCGGGGGGUCAAGCUGAGUCUAAGUGGAGGACCCGAGUUCCAGCACUGCAGCCACUUCUUCCAGAUGAAGAACAUCUCGUUCUGCGGCUGCCACCCCCGCAACAGCUGCUAUUUUGGCUUCAUCACCAAACACCCGCUGCUGAGCCGUUUUGCCUGCCACGUUUUCGUCUCCCAGGAGUCGAUGAGGCCCGUGGCCCAGAGUGUGGGCCGCGCCUUCCUGGAGUUCUAUCAGCAGCACCUGGAGUACACCUGCCCCCCAGAGGACAUCUACCUGGAGUAG